Messenger RNA from Arvicanthis niloticus (Nile rat), 5111 nucleotides. It is a transcript of the gene Jak2, whose product is annotated as Janus kinase 2. Gene Ontology annotation, cellular component: membrane; cytosol; cytoskeleton. The record is from RefSeq and is a predicted model, not a curated record. Gene Ontology annotation, molecular function: ATP binding; non-membrane spanning protein tyrosine kinase activity; growth hormone receptor binding. Lineage: Eukaryota; Metazoa; Chordata; Mammalia; Rodentia; Muridae. Gene Ontology annotation, biological process: cell surface receptor signaling pathway via JAK-STAT; intracellular signal transduction; growth hormone receptor signaling pathway via JAK-STAT.
GAGGCAGAGCAGAAAGGGGGCAGCAGCGGCCACCGCCGGCCUCCCGCCGCGCUGACAGGCUGGGCGGGCCCCGGCUCUGGGCGAGCUCGCGCGGCGUCGGCGCUUCGGCCGCGGCCCCGGGUCCGGAGGCGCCCGUCCGGGUGAGGGCUGCAGGCGGCUGCCGGAUCCGCCUCUGCGGGAUGUGAGUGCGGGCCAAGCCCGCGCGGGAGGGCCCCCGAGGGCCCAGCCUGGCGGCCGCUCGACCCUACGCCCGGCUCGGGGGCUCCCUAGACCUCGGCCCGCCCGACACGUCUCGGAGGAGCGGAUCCUGCGCGCCUCGGGGCGCUCCUGUGUAGCCCGACCCGUGUCGCCGGUUCCUGAAGCAGGCGACGGGAACAAGAUGUGAACUGUUUUUCCUCCCUAGAAAAAGAGGCCCUUCUUUCCUCUCCCGCGAAGGCCAAUGUUCUGAAAAAGGCUCUGGAUGGGAAUGGCUUGCCUAACAAUGACAGAAAUGGAGGCAGCCUCCGCAUCUCCUGUACAUCAGAAUGGUGAUAUUCCUGGAAGUACUAAUUCUGUGAAGCAGAUAGAUCCAGUCCUUCAAGUGUAUCUGUACCAUUCUCUUGGGCAAGCUGAAGGUGACUAUCUGAAGUUUCCAAAUGGAGAGUAUGUUGCAGAAGAAAUUUGUGUGGCUGCUUCUAAAGCUUGUGGUAUUACGCCUGUGUAUCAUAACAUGUUUGCUUUAAUGAGUGAAACAGAAAGGAUCUGGUAUCCACCCAAUCACGUCUUCCACAUAGAUGAGUCAACCAGGCAUAAUAUACUCUACAGAAUAAGGUUUUACUUUCCUCAUUGGUACUGCAGUGGCAGCAACAGAACCUACAGAUAUGGAGUAUCUCGUGGAGCUGAAGCUCCUCUUCUUGACGACUUUGUCAUGUCUUACCUUUUUGCUCAGUGGCGGCAUGAUUUUGUUCAUGGAUGGAUAAAAGUACCUGUGACUCAUGAAACUCAGGAAGAAUGUCUUGGGAUGGCAGUGUUAGACAUGAUGAGAAUAGCUAAGGAGAAGGACCAGACUCCACUGGCUGUCUAUAACUCUGUCAGCUACAAGACAUUCUUACCAAAGUGCGUUCGAGCAAAGAUCCAAGACUAUCACAUUUUAACACGGAAGCGAAUAAGGUAUAGGUUUCGCAGAUUCAUUCAGCAGUUCAGUCAGUGUAAAGCCACUGCCAGGAACCUAAAACUUAAGUAUCUUAUAAACCUGGAGACCCUGCAGUCUGCCUUCUACACAGAGCAGUUUGAAGUGAAAGAAUCUGCAAGAGGUCCUUCAGGUGAGGAGAUUUUUGCAACCAUUAUAAUAACUGGAAACGGUGGAAUUCAGUGGUCAAGAGGGAAACAUAAGGACAGUGAGACCCUGGCAGAACAGGAUUUCCAGUUAUACUGUGAUUUUCCUGAUAUUAUUGAUGUCAGUAUUAAGCAAGCAAACCAGGAAUGCUCAAAUGAAAGUAGAAUUGUAACUGUCCAUAAACAAGAUGGUAAAAUUUUGGAAAUAGAACUUAGCUCAUUAAAAGAAGCCUUGUCAUUUGUGUCGUUAAUUGACGGGUAUUACAGACUAACUGCGGAUGCUCACCAUUACCUCUGUAAAGAGGUGGCUCCUCCUGCCGUGCUUGAAAACAUACACAGCAACUGCCAUGGCCCAAUUUCAAUGGAUUUUGCCAUUAGCAAACUAAAGAAGGCAGGCAACCAGACUGGAUUGUAUGUACUUCGAUGUAGCCCUAAGGACUUUCACAAGUACUUUCUGACCUUCGCAGUUGAGCGAGAAAAUGUCAUUGAAUAUAAACACUGUUUGAUUACGAAGAAUGAGAAUGGAGAAUACAAUCUCAGUGGGACUAAGAGGAACUUCAGUAAUCUUAAGGACCUUUUGAAUUGCUACCAGAUGGAAACUGUGCGCUCAGACAGUAUCAUCUUCCAGUUCACCAAAUGCUGUCCCCCAAGGCCAAAAGAUAAAUCAAACCUUCUUGUCUUCAGAACAAAUGGUAUUUCUGAUGUUCAGAUCUCACCAACAUUACAGAGGCAUAAUAAUGUGAAUCAAAUGGUGUUUCAUAAAAUCAGGAAUGAAGAUUUGAUAUUUAAUGAAAGUCUUGGCCAAGGUACUUUUACAAAAAUUUUUAAAGGUGUAAGAAGAGAAGUUGGAGAUUAUGGUCAACUUCAUGAAACAGAAGUUCUUUUGAAAGUCCUAGAUAAAGCACAUAGAAACUAUUCAGAGUCUUUCUUUGAAGCAGCAAGCAUGAUGAGUCAGCUUUCUCACAAACAUUUGGUUUUGAAUUAUGGAGUAUGUGUCUGUGGAGACGAGAACAUUCUGGUUCAAGAGUUUGUAAAAUUUGGAUCACUGGAUACAUACCUGAAAAAAAACAAAAAUUCCAUAAAUAUAUUAUGGAAGCUUGGAGUGGCUAAACAGUUGGCAUGGGCCAUGCAUUUUCUAGAAGAAAAAUCCCUUAUUCAUGGGAAUGUGUGUGCCAAAAAUAUCCUGCUUAUCAGAGAAGAAGACAGGAAAACCGGGAAUCCACCUUUCAUCAAACUUAGCGAUCCUGGCAUUAGCAUUACAGUUCUCCCGAAGGACAUUCUUCAGGAGAGAAUACCAUGGGUACCACCUGAAUGCAUUGAAAAUCCUAAAAAUUUAAAUCUGGCAACAGACAAGUGGAGUUUCGGUACCACUCUGUGGGAGAUCUGCAGUGGAGGGGAUAAGCCUCUGAGUGCUCUGGAUUCUCAAAGAAAGCUGCAGUUUUAUGAAGAUAAGCACCAGCUUCCUGCACCCAAGUGGACAGAAUUAGCAAACCUUAUAAAUAAUUGCAUGGAUUAUGAGCCAGAUUUCAGGCCUGCUUUCAGAGCUAUCAUCCGUGAUCUUAACAGCCUGUUUACUCCAGAUUAUGAACUACUAACAGAAAAUGACAUGCUACCAAACAUGAGAAUAGGUGCCCUAGGAUUUUCUGGUGCUUUUGAAGACAGGGACCCUACACAGUUUGAAGAGAGACACUUGAAAUUUCUACAGCAACUUGGCAAGGGUAACUUUGGGAGUGUGGAGAUGUGCCGAUAUGACCCGCUGCAGGACAACACUGGAGAGGUGGUCGCCGUUAAGAAGCUCCAGCACAGCACGGAAGAGCAUCUCCGAGACUUUGAAAGGGAGAUUGAGAUCCUGAAGUCCCUGCAGCACGACAACAUUGUGAAGUACAAGGGAGUGUGCUACAGCGCUGGUCGGCGCAACCUAAGAUUAAUUAUGGAAUAUUUGCCAUAUGGAAGUUUACGAGACUAUCUCCAAAAACAUAAAGAACGGAUAGAUCACAAAAAACUUCUGCAGUACACAUCUCAGAUCUGCAAGGGCAUGGAAUAUCUUGGUACAAAAAGGUAUAUCCACAGGGAUCUGGCAACAAGGAAUAUAUUGGUGGAAAAUGAGAACAGAGUUAAAAUAGGAGAUUUUGGAUUAACCAAAGUCUUGCCGCAGGACAAAGAAUACUACAAAGUAAAGGAGCCAGGUGAAAGUCCCAUAUUCUGGUAUGCUCCCGAAUCCUUGACAGAGAGCAAGUUUUCUGUGGCCUCAGACGUGUGGAGCUUUGGAGUGGUUCUAUAUGAACUCUUCACAUAUAUCGAGAAGAGUAAAAGUCCACCAGUGGAAUUUAUGCGAAUGAUUGGCAAUGAUAAACAAGGGCAGAUGAUUGUGUUCCAUUUGAUAGAGCUACUGAAGAAUAACGGAAGAUUGCCGAGACCAGAAGGGUGUCCAGAUGAGAUUUAUGUGAUCAUGACAGAGUGCUGGAACAACACUGUAAACCAACGCCCGUCUUUCAGGGACCUUUCCCUGCGGGUAGAUCAAAUCCGGGACAGUAUGGCUGCAUGAAAGAGAUGGCCGUUCCGCAGAGACCAGGCUGACUUCCAGAACCAGAGCAAAGCUCGAGCUGCAUGGCUGUGGACCGUAUCCACACGUCCUUGUCAUGAUGCUAGCCGGAAGAUGUGAUGCUGGCCGCUCCAAACUCUGUGAAUAUUUUUACGUCCCGUCUGUGAACUCCUGCUGAAGUCUGGCAGGAUGCUCGCGCGCGGAUUCAUGCUGCCCACCACAGCCACUGCAUCAUCUCCUCUGGCUGAAGUCUGGCAGGAUGCUUGCGCGCGGAUUCAUGCUGCCCACCACAGCCACUGCAUCUCCUCUGGCUGAAGGAGGAAAUAGACAUUUUCAACUCAGCUCUUUGAGAAAUGAAAUGAUUACAAUGUAAAUUUUUCAGUGUAAGUGAUACACGACAUACAUGUACAGUUUUUACCACGUGGAGUGUAUGAUACUUUGGCAUCUUGUGUGAUUUACAUGAGGCUCAUGUUUAUUAAUGUUUUCUAAUUUUUCCAUAGUUGAUCUAUAAUAACUUCAUGAUACAAAUUAAAAUGCUCAGAAAAUUAAAUACCCUUUCUUUCUUGCUCAUCUACACUGCUCUGUUAGGGCCUAUAGUUCCAUGUCACUGUAAAUAUUUUUCAAAGCAAAAGGAACAAAAGUCUAGUUUUACUUGUGUAGGAAAUCUUCCUGACCCUAAAGAAUUUUGAAAUGGGACAAUCUUACAAAGAUACAGCACGAUCUAUUUUCUUAUUUGUUUUCCUUGUGUUUAUGGUAAAUAUGUUUUUAAAUAGAACUGCCUCCAACUUUUUCUAUGAGUAUAAUGAAUAGUAUUCUUUUAUAUUUUUGAGAUUAAGAAUGCCAGAAAUACUUCCCUCCCUUGAACUGUUAACUGCCAAUGAGACGUUUCAAUCCCUGAGACUUGUCAUUAUACAUUAAAUUGAAGCAUAAGCCAUAAAUAAUUUGUAAAAUGUAUAAGCUCUUUAAGAUGCUUAACGGGUUAGAACGUGGUCUAAGACUGUGUCCGAGGGGUUUCCAGGCUUGCUGUUACAGCAGUGAGAGAAGUGUCCCUUCGUCAGAGUCUCCCAGACAGACAGCAGGGAAAGGUUGUGGAGCUGUUCAUUCCAUUCAGGAAUACGAGCAGACGUGUAAUGUACAUCUCUAGAAGAGAGGAGAGAGCAUACAUAUUUUCAGAGUAUAAGUAAUUGUUACCAUUCGUAGUGCUGCUCCAGCUUAGACUGUCAUGUCAAAAAUAAAGCAAGAUUUUUGUGUGUUA